GUCUGUUCAUGGCGUGUUGUCUGCUGAGAUCUCGCUUCUUUGAAUGAAACAUUCAAGGCUGGCGAAGUCCCUAGAUUUUGCGCCUCCCACGGUUACGUGAUCCGCAAGGGUGUCCGUUCUUCCCUACCUUCUGGCAAUCCCCAAAGACUCCGUAACGACGUGAUUGACAGGCGAGAGGACGCCAAGUGGAGCGGAAGUUGAAGAAUAUUGAAACUGGCAUCACAGUGAGCUGAAGCAAACUAUGCUCAUUGCGCGUGAUGCCAUGCACUGUGGCCCGCUCGUACAUCAGAUGCCAAGAAAUACGCUUCCCCACAUCAAAGCUUUGGGGACGACAUGCAUGCAUAACUGCCAAACAGUGUCGCAUGCAAGCCUAGAAGCACGCUACUUAAACUCAAGCGAUCAAGACAAGCCCCGAUGCAUCAUAUGUUAGAACUGUAGUUCAAGUAUAAGAAGGUAGUCGAGACCGACACCGGUCUGCAACAACUCGCACAGACCGUCUUCACAGCUUGCACACUAUCCCUCCUUUUGCGACCAUGCAGAUCCUUGCCACCCUCCUUUUCGUCCUUCCUGCCCUCGCGGCUGCUAGCCCUAGCGUCAGGCGCCAAGGUGACAGCGGCAACACUAUAUGCGGCACGGGCUCUAUGCAGUGCUGCAACAAUUAUUAUGAGCCGUCCUCCCCCGAGGGCGAGGCAUAUCUCAAGAGUGCCGGCCUCUACGACCACCCAAGUGCGAACGACGGCGCCGUCGGUGUCUCGUGCAGCCCUUUAAUCCAAGUCAGCGGCAGCUGCACUUCCAACCCAAGAUGCUGCGGGCCCACUAACGGCGGUAUUGGCGUCGGCUGCGACUCAAGCUGAGAGCCGCGCCCCUAAGUGGAGAGUGCUCUCUCCUUUGUACGCUGUUCGGACACUAUCAGACAUUCAGGGCUAUGCAUCCUUCCUUUCGCUGUGUAGACACAGUACCUUGCUUGACAAGGUACUCAUAACCGUCCUUUUCACUAUCUUAUCGAACAGUCUAAUCUCUAACUUGCCUCCCCCGCUUCGCCGUCACCCUGCGCCCUGUCCUUUGCUCAUUCACAUCCCAUUUCUCUUUUUACCUCCAUCGCCUUCAGCAUCUCCCAUGUGCUCCGCUUCGUGUCACAUUCCAUUCCUCGAUCCCUUCACCGGCUUUAAGUUAGUAUUACUUGAACUGUGGCGACGUGGUGCCGGUUGAGCUUGAGCUGGAUUCUGAUGUGGAUCUCGCGCACUGCCUGCUCUUGUUCCACGAAACGACAUACCGCUCGCGCGAACGGAUCCAGCAAGUCUCUGGGGCGGUUUUCACCUGCGCUUUUGAGCAGAAUUGAAAAAUGAGAGCGUCAGGGAGCGCAGCAGUGGAGGAAUACAGAUGUCGUGGCCGUCUCUGCUAACCGGCAGGGCAAGCGACUCCAAGUUGGUGAGCAGCCGAACAAAGUCGUCUAGCUGCAGCGAGGCGGGGGAAUUUACCGUUAACGCGCGCACCGACUGCACGUCAAGGAGGUUGGGGAGGAUUUGAUAGUACAGUUAUCCACCGCUCCUUGAAACACCACCACUCCUUGAAACAGC
Phanerochaete carnosa HHB-10118-sp is the source of this 1577-nucleotide messenger RNA. RefSeq lists its product as uncharacterized. The transcript has 5 exons. Bases 534 to 854 code for a protein of 106 amino acids. The record is from RefSeq and is a predicted model, not a curated record. Gene Ontology annotation, molecular function: structural constituent of cell wall. NCBI's taxonomy places the organism in Eukaryota, Fungi, Basidiomycota, Agaricomycetes, Polyporales, Phanerochaetaceae. Gene Ontology annotation, cellular component: fungal-type cell wall.